GUUGAUAUUUUCAUACCUCAAUGCAAGAGAAUGAAUCUGCUACAAUUCAUGAGAGAAAUAGAGAGAUACUUAUCGCUCGAUAGAAAUUCCGAUACCAAAAUCUCUGGCUAACGAAGAAAAUGGUCUAUAUCUUUUCUUCUCCUUCAUUCAUGAAUAUAGCACGGAGAAAAGAUGACGAUGCGUAGACGUUUUAUGUGAAAAGGGAAUUAAAUGUUAAAUUGGACGUAAAUCGUCGGGAAAUUCUAAUAAAACUACUCAUUUGAGGAGAAAAAAAUAUUGAAUGAAAAAUGUAAAAACAGCAGAAGAAAAAACAACAGAAUAUUACAAUUAUUAUGAAGACUUUUGGAAAAUAAAACUAAAAAUAAAAAUUACUUUUUGUGCAUUUAUAUAGGAGUAUUUGUACAUAUUUUAUGUGUUUAAAAUAUGAGGUGGUUGUGUAUGGAUCUUGUAAAUGUUACCAUUAUAAAUUAUACGUAUCUCUCCAUAUUAUAAGUGGAACAGCAACUAAAUCAACAAAAAAGAUAUUAACACAAUAGCUCCAUAGGUUGACUUUGCUUUUGUCGUUUUAAAAUAAUUUGAACAGUGCAAUGGAAAUAAUAGCUUUUCGUAAUAUAAAACAUAGCUUUGUAAACUUGUUAACGUAUUUUAAGCAGUCAAUAUAUUCAUACAUUUAUAUGUUGACCAAAACAAUGCAUUAGAUGUUAAGAUUAGAUUCGGGAAAUGCAUGUUGCAGCACGCACGUAAAUCAUCUUAACGUUCACAUUUCUAUAUGAGGAUUAUCUUAUAUUUAAAACAUACAGGGAUAUAUUUGUAAAAACAUAAUAACAGGAAUUCUUAAACUUAACCUGAGUUUUGCUUAAAUGCAAGCGAAUUAAAAAAAUUCUAACAUUAACACUUAUCGUUAUAAACAAAUACACCAUAGUUUAAAUGUUUGGGAUGAAAGAAUACAUGCACGUGUAAAGAAAGACUAAAUAAGUAUGCUUGGAUGGAUAUUGUGUUAUGUUUGGAAUCUGAUAAUAUUGUGUUUAUAAUUAAUUUGCCAUAAGAAACCAGAUGUUAAGAAUUAUACUCGUUACAUUAUUUUGAUCAGUUAUCAUCAUAAUAAAAUAUGUUAACUAUGUCUGAUGAUUAUAUAACAACUAUAAGACAGAAAAAACAAAAAACAAUAGUUCACUGAUGUUGUAAAGAUUUUGAAAAAAGUUACAUGAAUAAUUUCUACAUGACAUUUACUGCAAUGAACUCGAGAAAUUCAGUAGAGAUACUUCAUCCAAAUUCUACAACGGAUUUUUUCUCAAUUACGGAUAAUGAUUUGGAAUAUUUAUUCAGCAAUUUGUCGAAUACGUCAUUAUCACCGGAAUUAGACUCAGGUCGGGAUUUAUGGCGAGAAAUUCCGCUUGGUAUUGUUUUAACAUUUUUAUGCCUUUUAACAACUGUUGGCAACGCAAUGGUGUUACAUGCAGUAAGGACUGAGCGACGUCUUCAGUCGGUCAGCAACAUGUUCAUAGUGUCUUUAGCGAUUGCUGAUCUAACUGUUGGACUCUUUGUAAUGCCAAUAAGCACUGUGUAUAUUUUCACACAUGAUUGGCUUUUUGGUGUUGCUGUCUGUCAGAUAUGGAUAGGCAUUGAUUAUACAGCCAGUACAGCGUCGAUUUUGAAUUUAUUCAUAUUGAGUCUAGAUCGAUAUUGGUCUGUUACAUCACCAUUGAAAUAUAUCAGGAAAAGAACUAAGAAACGAGCAGUUUUAAUGAUAACCGGAGCUUGGCUCCUGUCAUCACUUUGGAUCAUUCCUAUUGCCGGUUGGCAUCAUUUCUUUCAUGGAGGAACAAGGACUGUGCCAGCAGAUGUAUGCGACACAGAAUAUGCCAAAAAUAGCGCCUUGAAAGUGAUUACGGCUUUCUUUAAUUUUUACCUCCCUCUUGCUGUAAUGUAUGCCCUUUAUUUCAAAAUAUUUCAAGAGAUCAGAAAACGCUCUGAAAUGGAACUCGGGCAGAGAAAUGUGAAAAGUUUAAACUCGUACGUAUCAACAAUGACCUCGUGCCAUGAUGACCUCUCUUUUAGUGACCAAAAUGUAGAUACCAAUUCUGAAAAUAACAGCGUUAUUGACUCACUUCAUAUAACCAAUAAUGCAACGGACAUAUGUGCAUAUAAAAUGACAAAUUUAAAACCAAAACGUAACUGUAAAGGGUAUUUUGUGACCAAAUUUUUGAAGAAUAAUAAAAGGCAUGAUAAAUCAAGGAAAAUUCAAAGGCAAAAACCUGAACUCGAAAACAACACAAAUUCUAAAAAGUGUAAGGUAGAGUACGUUUAUGAUGAAAACGUCAUAGAUCCUGAAACUGAAAAAGUGGAAAGAUACUUUUAUGAAGAAUUUACUGCCUCCAGACCAGCUCAGAAACCUAAUCACAUUUUAGUUCGAAAUAGUAGCAACAUAUCAGGCGACCUAUCAGUGUCUUCACCAAGUACUCCUAUCAGUUCGUGUUCCAGUUCAGAGGACAAACGGGUCAGGGCUAAAGAAAAAUAUUCUUUGAUGAGUGGACUUCGUAGAAUACGGGAAGCAGAAACAAUUAUUGACACAACUGUUUCAGCGACUUGUAAGAAAAACAACUCGCGGAAUGCUUUUGUUUUUCGCGACGAACGGAGUAGCAGACGACAAUCAAAUAUGUUUAACUUCAAAAACAGGAUCAAAACUAUACGCCAAAGUUCUGCCUUGACAAAAGAAAUAAAGGCGGCACGACAACUUGGUGUUAUAAUGGGGGCAUUUACUUUAUGCUUCCUACCAUAUUUUAUCUUAUUCCUGGUUGUGGCAUUCUGUGAUGGUUGUAUUGAUCAAGGAUUAUUAUUAGCGAUGACAUGGGUGGGUUACCUAAAUUCCACUCUGAAUCCGUUUUUAUAUCCUCUAUGUAAUGCGAAUUUUAGACGUAAAUUUAGGAUAAUGCUUGGUAUCAAAUCAAAACGUGCCAGGUAUAGAAAACGAGAUUGUUAUGACAGAAAUAGUCUUACAACAGCAAGAUACGACUGAGACAUUUGAAGAAGAGAAGGGAAAUAUUUAUUUUGGAAUAAUUUAUUGCUGUUGUCUAUAGAUAUGUCUUUAUUUUCAUACUUUACGUUAAUGAAAUACUAUUGAAUUCACUAUUUCAGAAAGCACAAAAAUAAAAACAUUAUUAAAGAGGUAUAAAUACAUUCAAAUAUAAAUAAAGAAAGUUAAAGCUUUCUUAAUAUCCGUGCAAUGUUCCGGUUUUUUAUGUCUUCAUUUUUUCAUUUCUUUUCAAAAAUAUUUUAAUAACAAUAAAACUAAAAGGAAAAAAAUGAAUGUUAAAUGAAUUAUUUACUUUACAACUUCAAUACUUUUAAAAUACAAAUAUGUUGCUAAAAGCUAAAAAUGGCGAAGUACAAUUAUCAAUUUAAAAUAAAAUAAAGUUAAAGGUCAGUAAAUUGUUAUAAAUAACUUUUAUAUAUUUCUUUCAGAAUUUCUUUUUCCAUAUAUGAUAUGAGCAUUACUUGAAAUAUCACAUCACUUGAUACUUAAGUUCAUUGAUCUGUUAUUCUAUUUUUGUAAAAUAAUUGGAAAUAUACAAUUGAUAAUUCAAUGUCUUUUGACUUAUAAAUGGAUG
This is a messenger RNA of Ruditapes philippinarum (Manila clam), 3608 nucleotides long. RefSeq names its product histamine H1 receptor-like. Gene Ontology annotation, cellular component: plasma membrane. The transcript has 2 exons. Gene Ontology annotation, biological process: adenylate cyclase-activating adrenergic receptor signaling pathway. Bases 1205 to 3016 code for a protein of 603 amino acids. Lineage: Eukaryota; Metazoa; Mollusca; Bivalvia; Venerida; Veneridae. The record is from RefSeq and is a predicted model, not a curated record. Gene Ontology annotation, molecular function: G protein-coupled acetylcholine receptor activity.